AUCAGCGGCUGUUUGCUAUUUGUUUGGAACUUUUUGUGAACGCAUAUCUACAUAAAAAAUUUAAUAGAUAGAAGAAAAGGUCGUGAAAUGUUGUUGUAUACCUUUCUACCGGCUGCAAUAUUAACAUUUUCCGAUUUGGUUUACUCAUUUGAGGGAAGACGGAUAGUGGAUGCAGAAAAAACGCUGGUGUGGGGACCCGGCUUGAAGCCGGAUGAAGUUGUCUUGCCCGCACGUUAUUUCUUCAUACACGCAGUGGACAAAAACGGACGCAAAUUUGAGCAAUCGCCCCCUCAAGACUUUCAAGUGUCUGUCAAAGGCAAUUCACCGCAUGGUAAAUGUCGGUGUAACGUGAAUCUAAUCGAUCGCGGUGAUGGCUCUUCAAUUGUGCGCUACACCAUUGCCGACUGGUGCGAUCAAGUAGAGCUAGAGGUGCGCUACAAUGGUUCGCAUGUGGCGCAAUCACCGUAUGUCAUAUACAAUAAAGUGUAUUCAGAACGCUGUUACUGCCCGCAAGAGCUAAAUCUCUGGAUGUUGCACAAUAGUUGUCCCUCCUAUUUGGACGAUAAACAAAUCGUUUGGGACUUACAUUCGUUCAAGCGUGUGAACUUUAGCGCUAUACGCGAGAACCUUUUAAGGCGUUACAACCAACCAGAGAGUGUGUCGUUAUGCCAUUAUGUGGUAAAGCAGCAGCAAGUAUGGCGUCAAUGCUACGGAAAGUACACAGGAUUUAAAAUGUUCAUGGACGCUACACUAUUGGCGUUGGGACGUGUUGUUAUGUUGCCAGAUAUGGAAUUCUAUUUGAAUUUGGGAGAUUGGCCGCUUUCGAAGAAAGGUGGACAACAGCGCACCUCUGGCCCGUACCCGAUAUUCUCAUGGUGUGGCAGUGAUGACUCGUAUGAUAUAGUGCUACCCACUUACGAUAUUACUGAAUCAACUUUGGAAAAUAUGGGACGUGUAACUUUAGAUAUGUUGUCGGUGCAAAAGAGCGAAUACCCUUGGGACAUAAAAGAGAACAAGGCAUUUUGGCGAGGUAGAGAUUCCCGCCGGGAGCGACUCGAAUUAAUUGAGCUGGCGCGUAAAUAUCCUGAACUGAUUAAUGCAUCACUCACAAAUUUCUUUUUCUUCCGCAACGAGGAGGACAAGUAUGGCCCAAAAGUUCCGCAUAUAUCGUUUUUGGAGUUCUUUCGGUACAAAUACCAGUUAAAUGUGGAUGGCGUGGUAGCUGCCUAUCGCUUUCCUUAUUUGCUUGCCGGUGAUUCGUUGGUUUUCAAACAGAUGUCUACCUUCUAUGAACAUUUCUACAGCAAGCUAACGCCUUUUAAACACUAUGUGCCCUUCAAGCGUGAUUUAAGCGAUUUAAUUGAACGUCUACAGUGGGCCAGAGAAAAUGAAGACCGUGCGCGUGAGAUCGUGGCUGAGGCCCGUAAAUUUGUGGAGAAAAACCUGAUGCCACAAAACAUAUACUGCUAUCACAUGGCGUUAUUUAAGGAAUGGAGCAACCGUCUCGUCUCACCUAUUACCGUGUUGCCUGGCAUGGAGAAGGUCGAACAGGUUUUCACUUGCUCUUGCAAAGAACCGCCUUACCCUAGGGAUGAGCUCUAGACACUUACUCAAGUCUGCGCAUACGAUUUUUCGCAUUUAUUGAUUUCUGCUUUUCAUUUCUUUCUACCUAAACCUCACUCUCAUUUUGUAUUUUUUCUCUUUUUUUCUUUAUAAGCCAUAAUUGGCUCUUUUCACAUUCCAUACUUUACCUUAGACGUCCUUGCUUUCGUUACUUUGUUUUUUGAAUAGCGGUUAAUGAUGGUAGAAAAAUCGCAUAUCACUGCUUUUAGCUUUUAAGGACAACUAUGCUUGCAGAUAUUUGUUGGUUUUAGAAGGAUGUCGAAAAUAUGAAAAGGUAGAUUUGUUUUCUACUUUACAAUUAAAUUAUUUUACAGUAAAACGCUUUC
This is a messenger RNA of Rhagoletis pomonella (apple maggot), 1949 nucleotides long. Its product is annotated as protein O-glucosyltransferase 2-like. The coding region runs from base 88 to 1602 and encodes 504 amino acids. The transcript has 4 exons. Gene Ontology annotation, molecular function: protein binding; glucosyltransferase activity. Lineage: Eukaryota; Metazoa; Arthropoda; Insecta; Diptera; Tephritidae. The record is from RefSeq and is a predicted model, not a curated record. Gene Ontology annotation, cellular component: endomembrane system.